Messenger RNA from Menidia menidia (Atlantic silverside), 3255 nucleotides. The record is from the annotation of a GenBank genome assembly. Lineage: Eukaryota; Metazoa; Chordata; Actinopteri; Atheriniformes; Atherinopsidae.
UUUUAGCAUUCGCGGAAAAAGUGGAGCGACUCUGAGUGCUACAAUCAAUGAACGCUAGAGCGCAGGCGGCCUAUCAGCUCCGAGUGCCAGAUAGAUGCCCUGUGGACCGUUUUCCUCCGACGUGAAAGCGCGCUCAGUCAAUUUGACUCACUUCAGCCCGGUAGCCGUGCCCGCCUUUCCAGAAGCGUUUCACCCAUCCCGCACGACAGGGACAGACACGAGGCUUCCACCAGAGCUUCCGCCGCCACGGCCAGACACAGAUCCACUAUCCUCUUUUGCUGGGAAAAAAAAAAACAGUUUCAUCCCUCCGAGCUUUAGCUGCCACUCAGGGGAAAGACUCGGGCACCAGUCAGCCUCGGCAUCUCGGAUCUACCAAGCAAACUCGCCAGACAAAUAAAAAAAAAAACCUCUGGUGGAGACACUCUUCGGAACCCCCGGGAGAGGUCCCAUCACUUCCUGAUCUGGACGCCGAGCUGAAGAUUCGCCGCGGCCACCACCUGAGUCCCGACAGAUCCCCAUCAUGCCUCACUCCUUCCAGCAGAAAAAAGCCCAACAAAUGCUCCUGCUCUGCCAAGGAGUGAACGGAAUGAGAAAAGACGGGGAAUCUGUGGUUUGGAAUCACCACAAACAGGGUUUCCAAGAAUUCGACAAAAUGGCUUGCGCAGCAGACAGCUGCAUACAGUUCACGCGCCACGCAAGUGAUGUGUUGCUCAACCUGAAUCGGCUGCGCAGCAGAGAUAUUCUCACAGAUGUCACUAUCUUGGUUAACAGACAGCAGUUCCGUGCGCACAAGACUGUUCUAAUGGCUUGCAGUGGGUUGUUUUACUCCAUCUUUACCGACUCCCACAAGUGCAACCUUAAUGCCAUCAGUCUCGACCCGAAAGUGGACCCAGAGGGCUUUGCCAUCCUGCUGGAGUUUAUGUACACCUCCCGACUCACACUAAAGGAGAGCCUGAUCAUGGCCAUCAUGAAUACCGCCAUCUACUUGCAGAUGGACCAUGUGGUAGACACCUGUCACAGAUUUAUCAAAUCCAGUGAUCCGACUGCCAAGCUGCCCAGAGAUGAAUUCCUGGUCAGCCCCUUGGUUUUACCUCAGGAGGUCCACGCUUACCGGCCCCAUGACGUCGUCGACAGUUUGCACAGCCGCAUGGCUCCGUUCAGGGAUGGAAGGCCCUACGGCACAAACAUGUUCACCGGGGUCAGCACCCCGAGCAACUAUCCUCUCUACGGGCAGUUUCCCAUGCCAGGAUUCCCGUUCCCCCUCUGCAAGCUGACAGAUACCAAAAACACUUUUGCUGACCUCUCAAAGAGCGGCAUCCACCACAAGCACUGCUCUCCACACGACGGCGCUAACGGCAUCAGGGUCGAGUACGCCAGGGCGCUCGGCACGAGCCCCGCCGGCAUCGUCCACUCCUCCACCUACGCGUCCAGGGAGGCGGUGCGAGACGAGGAGAUGAGGAAGGAGAUCCACGACGGCGUCGUCCUGGGCUCGAGGAAACGGGCUUUCCCGGUGCUGACCUUUGACCACCAGAAGGACUCGGGCAAAGAGCACCCUCCUCAGGCAGAGGAGGACCUCAUCCAUCAGCACUAUCCUCUGGGAAUCUCCUCGGCCGGCCGCAAGAGCUUGGUGAGCAGCCCGCAGAGCCCCCUCAAAUCCGACUGCCAGCCCAACUCCCCGACGGAGUCCAGCAGCAGCAAGAACGCCGGCCUCUCCCAGGCCGGCGGAGCACAAGGCCCGCAGGGGAUGCCGGACCCCAAAGCCCGCAACUGGAAGAAGUACAAGUUCAUCGUGCUCAACCAGAGCGCCAAGGAGGACGAGGGGGCUCUGAGGGACCCCGGCGUCCGCUCGCCUCAGCGGCUCGGCCUGCAGCCCUACCUCCACCCCAGCGACUCGGAGAACCUCGACCCUCAAGCCACAAGCAAGAGCAGUGACCACAGCGAGGACCUGCCCGUGCCGCAGGCCAGUCGACUCAACAACAUCAUAAACAGGUCUCUUGAGGGAUCGCUGAGGAAUGGCGAUGGCCACCCUCCACACUACCUGAACCGCCUCAACUGCUCCACCUGCGGCUCCCAGUCGCCGCAGCACUCGGAGAUCUGUCCCAAAACCCCCAGGUCCCGACUCUCCGAAGACAUGGCGGAGCUCCACUCGGAAUAUUCGGACUCCAGCUGUGAAAACGGCACCUUCUUCUGCAACGAAUGCGACUCCAAGUUCGCGGAGGAGGAGGCUCUGAAGCAGCACAUGCUCCAGGUUCACAGCGACAAGCCGUACAAGUGCGACCGCUGUCAGGCAGCGUUCCGCUACAAGGGCAACCUCGCCAGUCACAAGACUGUGCACACAGGGGAAAAGCCGUAUCGCUGUAAUAUCUGUGGUGCUCAGUUCAACAGACCAGCUAACCUCAAGACUCACACUCGUAUCCACUCAGGAGAGAAGCCAUACAAAUGUGAGACGUGUGGUGCUCGUUUUGUGCAGGUUGCGCAUCUUCGUGCCCAUGUGUUGAUCCACACGGGGGAGAAGCCAUACCCCUGUGAGAUCUGCGGAACGCGCUUCCGACACCUGCAGACGUUAAAGAGCCACCUCCGCAUACACACGGGAGAAAAGCCCUACCAUUGUGAAAAAUGCAACUUGCACUUCCGCCACAAGAGUCAGCUGCGGCUCCACCUCCGACAGAAGCACGGCGCCAUCACCAACACGAAGAUCCAGUACCGCAUGUCCACGGCCGACAUGCCCACUGACUUGACGAAGACAUGCUGAACAACGAGGGACAAACGGAUUUCAGCGGCAGUCUCGACCAUGGCAUUUAUACACCCCAACUUGUACAAUCAUCCAAAAUUGUAGUGCCACACUGUGUACAAUUAAAUUGGCUUUGUAUGCCAUUCUAAACGGGUUUCCACUACAUGUGAACGUAGAGCCACAUAUGGCAUCUUAGUCACUUUAUUGUUUAUAUAUAGAUCUGAGAAUAUAUAUAUAUAAAUAUAUAUAGAUAUGUAUGGUGGGAGUGUUUUUAGGCUUUGAGGGUACAAAUAUAAAGCUUUAUUUUGUUGAGAAGGACGGAAUGUAAACAAUGUGUUUUUUGAAAUACAGUAUUUUAUAUCAGAGAACUUACUUUUCUGAAAGUAUUACAUUUUGAUCGACGAGUGGUACAUAUAUUUUAAGAUAACCGGCUUACGCGGCUGUAAAAAGUUGUCUAUACAUUUUUAUGUGGUUGUACAGAUGUGCGGGUUCCUGUACAGUUGCCAUAUUCACGUUAAAGGGGG